Exophiala bonariae is the source of this 3195-nucleotide messenger RNA. RefSeq lists its product as uncharacterized. Lineage: Eukaryota; Fungi; Ascomycota; Eurotiomycetes; Chaetothyriales; Herpotrichiellaceae. Gene Ontology annotation, molecular function: protein binding. Bases 1 to 3195 code for a protein of 1064 amino acids. The transcript has 6 exons. Gene Ontology annotation, biological process: vacuolar transport. Gene Ontology annotation, cellular component: endosome. The record is from RefSeq and is a predicted model, not a curated record.
AUGGCAACCGGGUCGAAUCCUUCUUCUAUUCUGCCCUCUCGCGUGCAGCCUCUUGUGAGAGUUCGAAAGCACAGGAUGGUGGGAAGGCGAGGCCAGUCUCAAGGCCGGUGGGGCCAAGAUGCAGAUCCAACAGGUCGAGGAACCUUGUGCCGAAGUCUCAGCACAAGUGCUGUCAAGGCAGAUUCACAUCAGGAGUCCACACGCCCCCAGAAGCGAUCCAAAACGACAACAAGCCCCGACAGUCCUUGGAGCUUCUUUGACUCCAAUACCCUAGAUUUCGCUUCCAAAACUCGGCUGCCUGUUGCAUUCUUCCAUGAUGUCGACAAAAUACAGAAACAGCUGGAACAAGAUGAACAUUCGUCCACGAAUACGCAGAAAGAGGUUGAGACAGACACCCGUCUGCUCACAGAACAAAUGCGAAUGCUACAGUCGGUCAGAGAAUUGGAGGAAAAGCUGGCGCGUGCAAAGCACGAUCUCAAGACUGCAAUGACGCCAACCUCGGCUCGGAAGCAGGCAAAGAAGCAAACUGUUGUCCUAUCGAGAGAGGACUACAAGAACUUGGUUGACUUGUACUACUAUUCGAUGCACUCCCGGUUCGAUCCUGAAAAUCCAGACCACUCUCCAACACCCACCAUUUUAGAGGAUUAUGCCUUCAAGCUGUCCGAGGAUUUUGCGCCUCCACAAGCAUAUGCGGAUUUUUACAAAGAUGAUGAGAACUACCGGUCUCCACUGGAGCAGGUUGAAGCGCGAAUGAGAACGCAAACGCUACAGGAAAUCCGGGUUACUCAGGUCUUUCUCAAUCUAUUACUGAACGAUGAAACUCCAAACAGGGUCUUGUUCAACGCCUAUCAGAGACUGCCUAAACCUGGCGUAGCCUUCCUGCCACGAGGUACGUUGAGGGUUUUCUUGCAACGAAUGGCCACCCCAUGGCAAAAGAGCGAAAAGACUAUGAUCAGAUAUCUUUCACUCAUCGAUGAUAUGCAAGAAGCUGGAUUGCCCAUCACCCGCUGGGAGUGGGCUUCUGCCAUUUAUUUGGCUGGGAGAUCUUUUGGGAAAGUCACACGAAUAGAUUUGGUGAGAUCCUUUGAGAUGUGGAAGCAGAUGGAACAACAAGCUGGUGUUAGAGCACACAACGUCACUUUCAACAUUCUUUUCGACAUCGCUGUGAGAUCAAACAUGUAUGUGGUCGCCCAACAAAUACUCAAGGAGAUGCAUGAUCGGGGUUUGCGUUUGAAUCGCAUGGGUCGAGUCAGUAUAAUAUAUUUCCACGGCCUGCGACGGGAUGGGGAUGCCAUACGAAAAUCCUACCGUGACUUCAUUGAGGCUGGAGAGAUUGUCGACACCCUCGUCCUUAACUGUGUCAUUGCAUCACUGCUGAAUGCUGGAGAGCCUGAAGCAGCGGAGCAGACCUACGAGCGAAUGAAAAGCCUCUAUUCCCAGCUACAUAUCCAUGAAGGAGACGAUGGCCAGACAACAUAUUACAAACGAUAUCCUGGGCCCAGUGAACGUACCAUCGGGCGUCAAAUGGCUUCAAAUCAACUGAACAGGGCACUGCUCAAUUCCUCCAGACUGAAGGAUCUAUUACCUGAUAACCACAAAGCAUUGCAGGAGGCUAUGCCUCUCGUCCCGGACCACACAACCUUCCGUGCUCUGAUUGCUUAUUACGUCAAUGUCACGGGAGAUCUCGAUCGAAUUGUUGUUUUGAUGAACGAUAUGGCACAAACCUUUGGUCUGCCCUUUUCGAGUACUCUGUUCCAACUCCUGUUUAAAGGCUUCGCUUUGCAUGGAGGCUCGUCGGACCCCGAUGCUACUUGGAACGUUCAACGUUUAGAUUCAGUCUGGAACGCGUGUCGAAAAGCAAUCAAAGACAGGCAUGCAUACAAAAAAGCGACAGCUGCAGGCAUCGAACCAACCUUGCCAUCCAUAAAAAUGGUUAAUCAGAUCAUGCAGGAUAAGCAGAAAGAAGGCACCAGCAUCUCACCCCGGACAGUACCGAGCCUUAAGAAAUUAAGCACGUGGAAUGAAUUUGUUAUUGACCUGGCAGUCUUUCCUCGAGAGCGUCGCAAGCAUAUUGAACGAGUCCACGCGCAGUUGUUUGAAGAUGAAGCUGAGAACAAGGAAGCUUCGUCGAACGAAAAAGAAAACUAUUAUCCUCUUGGCGAUCCCAGAUUUGAUCAGCAAGAAGGUGAAUAUGUCAUUCCCCCACCAUCUCAAACUAUCAUCCCAAACUGGUCUCAGAAUGACCAUAAUCUGGUGUCACCAGAUAUUGCACGAGAUGACCUGGACAUGAACGAGAGCACCGAGCCCCUUUCUGGCACAACACUCCAUUAUUCGAAUCUCAACACAGAGACAAGUGCUGCUGAUGCCUCACAGACUGAGACGGGUCAAGAGACUGAAUUCGGAUCUGAACUUAUGGAGGGCCCAGAUUUCGAUCCAGAAACUCGGCCAGAAGCAUCCCAUGCACCACAUCAAGUGCGAGCCACUCAAGGGUUGGUCUGCUGGCUAUUCCGCGCGUACGCACGAUGUACUGGCUCUCGAAGUCAAGUCGAAGAGAUUUACAACUCAGUUCGUAAAAUCUGGAGGCCUCUUGAUGAGCACGAGCGAGACAAUGUUCUCAGGGUACUCGAACGAUGUUUGCGGGACUGUGAUAGAUAUGGUCCACCGUUGCAGAGCAGUAAUGACAAGGAUCGAAUCAGCCGUGGAAGGAGGGUUCUGAUUACACCUAACAAUAAGGCCGGUCGUCCACAACAGGACUUCUUUUAUGUCUGUGUCAGUCACCUCAGUGACAGGGGGUUUGCCUCUCCUGUAGUGGAUGCUGAGGCAGAAGCGGCCAAGAAGAAGAAACAGUUGAUGGACCAAGAGAUUCAGAAGGUCAAGGACGAAUACGAAGAGAAGCAGCGAAAGAAAAAGUCGAAAAAAUCAUCCAAAGAUGAUGACAAGGACAAGGGAAAGAAAAAGGAUGAGGAUGAUGAGAGCAAGGCUGAGAGAGAAAGGGAUGACAAGAUUAAAGCUAUUCAAGCGGGAACGGGGGAGACUGAUAAGACAGAAGAUCUUCCUCGCAUCUACAAUCUGCACAGGAACUUUUAUCAGAUGCGACUCGACAAGCUUCGCAACCAGGAAAUUGCCAAAAGAAAUCAACAGCGAUUGAAUAGUCCUGGAUUCUUCCCAGCCACGCCCAAAGGAGACGUGGUGUAG